AUGGAUCCCUACGACAGUGACUCCAGCGGAGAUGAAGACUUCGAUGAUACCGGUGUGCUUCUAGGAUAUGCCGCCGAGGAACUCAUCGAGGAUACAAUCAGCCAUCUUGGAGGCCAUCCAAAAUGGCUAGACGACGCUUCUCCUGCCCCUGGCGACUUCGCCAACUGCAAAGUGUGCAACUCUCCGAUGUUGCUGCUCCUCGAACUGCACGGCGAUCUGCCCGAUCACUUCCCCACCAACGAAAGACGCCUCUACGUAUUCGGAUGUCCCAGAAAACCCUGUAACCGCAAGCCAGGCAGUAUUCGAGCAUUCCGCGCAUCGCGCAAAGUCACCAUCGGUGCCCCAAAGCAAGAAGAACCAAAAGAGGAAGCCCCCAAACCUAGCGUCCCCGAACAACCCAAACAAGACCUGGGCGCCAGCCUGUUCGGCGCAACAAACCUGACAAGCAACAUCUCCGCAAACUCCAACCCAUUCUCCUCGGGCCCCGCACCAGCUGGCAACAACCCAUUCGCAACACCCGUCUCGUCAACCCCCGCACCAGUCGAGAAGCCCGCUUCCACAGAAACCAAACUGGCCGAAUCAUUCGCCGACAAAGUUCGCGUUUCCUCGCCCCCUCCCUCGGCACCCACCAAGCAAGCGCCCGAGUCAUCGACUCCAGCCCCAUGGCCCGAGCAGUCCGCCUUCCCGGCGCCGUAUAAGAAUUUCUACCUAGACGCCGAAUACGAGACCAUCUCACGCCCUUCAACGCCCACAGUCCCGGACAAUGUCCAGAUGGAACCAAUGGAAGAGGAAGGCGCCGGUGGCGCCGAACUAAAGGAUACCUUCGAGUCCGAGCUCGACAAGGCCUUCAUGAAGUUCUCCACUCGUCUCUCCCACAACCCGGAACAAGUCCUGCGCUACGAAUACCGCGGCGCACCCCUCCUCUACUCGACCGUUGAUGCUAUCGGUUCUCGUCUGCAUGUCAACACAGACCCCGGUACCAAGGUUAGCACCAUUGGUGCCGGUAGCAUUCCUUCCUGCGAGUACUGUGGUAGUCACCGUGUCUUUGAGUUCCAGCUUGUGCCGCAUGCUAUCAGCAUGCUUGAGGAGGGCCGCGCUGGCGUUGGACUUGGCAAGGAUGACGCAGGUAUGGAAUGGGGCACUAUCAUCAUGGGUGUUUGCUCUAAGGAUUGCGCACCCCAGGAACUGGGCGUUACUGGCUGGCGAGAGGAAUGGGCUGGUGUGCAAUGGGAGGAGAUGAAAUAG
Molecule: messenger RNA, 1245 nt
Organism: Penicillium olsonii
Lineage: Eukaryota; Fungi; Ascomycota; Eurotiomycetes; Eurotiales; Aspergillaceae
Source: the annotation of a GenBank genome assembly